Bombyx mori (domestic silkworm) is the source of this 3484-nucleotide messenger RNA. It is a transcript of the gene Sxl, whose product is annotated as sex-lethal. Gene Ontology annotation, molecular function: RNA binding. The transcript has 8 exons. Bases 159 to 1169 code for a protein of 336 amino acids. Gene Ontology annotation, cellular component: ribonucleoprotein complex. The record is from RefSeq and is a predicted model, not a curated record. Lineage: Eukaryota; Metazoa; Arthropoda; Insecta; Lepidoptera; Bombycidae.
GUCCAAAUGGACGAAUCAAACAAAAAAAAUUACCACUGUCACUCGCGUUACCUAUUUAACAUUUCGUGAAAUUUGCAAAAAAAUCUUAAUUAACACAAAAGUAUAUUGUUUUCAUUAAUCAUCAUAAAGCUACGUAAUAACUAUAAAAAGACUUUGGGAUGUGUGAACGUUAUCCGGGAUACUUGUUUGGUGGCACUCCUGUCAGUAGCUGGGACAGGAGUUUCAAUUCUUUGGAAAAUCAAAUCCAACAGCAGUACCGAGGCAGAGCGGGUUCGAACGCUCGAUACUGGGGCAGCAUGUCUGAAGGAGGGGGACUCUCGGCCGCCGGCGGGGACACCGCCAGGACUAAUCUAAUCGUGAACUAUCUGCCUCAGAAUAUAACAGAGAAGGAUCUUUACGCGAUGUUCGUUACCAUAGGACCUAUCGAGAGCUGUCGAGUGAUGAAGGACUUUAAGACUGGCUACAGUUACGGAUUCGGUUUCGUGAACUUCACCAGGGAAGAGGACGCGGCUCGAGCGAUCGACACUUUCAAUGGUUACCAGCUCCGAAAUAAACGGUUAAAGGUGUCGUACGCGAGGCCUUCCGGGGAUGACAUUAAAGAAACGAAUCUAUACGUAACGAACUUACCGCGCGCCAUAACUGACGAUCAGCUGGAGACGAUAUUCGGGAAAUACGGGAGGAUAGUACAGAAACACAUACUGAGAGAUAAGAACAGCGGAACCCCGAGAGGAGUCGCCUUCGUUCGAUACGAUAAAAGGGAAGAAGCGCAAGAGGCAAUAGCAGCGUUGAACAACGUGAUACCUGAAGGAGGAACCGAGCCACUCAGCGUUAAAGUAGCAGAGGAACAUGGCAAGCAGAAGGCGGCUUAUUAUGCCGGAUGGAGCGCGGGCUACCAACAGAAUCGAGGUGAUUAUUCGUGGAACUGCAACACCUGUCCGCCGCCGGAAGCUUGGGAGGGUUUCCCUCCGCCCCCAUUAUUGGAAAGUGUACCCAACACGCCUAAGAACGGCUGCCGGCCGGGCGUUUGUAACAGACCUCCGUACUCAGUGCCCGGGAAGGUAGCCAACCGAGGAGGUCGAGGUAGGAACCUGCCUUGGGCACCGGGGGUUAACACGGACGAACGCUUCAAAGGCCAAAGGUUUAGGAACGGCCCGCAGCCAUAUUGGUAGAAUAAUUUGAAUUGCGCGUUCGAUUUGACGUUUCAACAAAAACGGUUUUUUUUUGGGCGCAACUUAACGUACAUGUACAAGUUUUAAGUAAAAAUAACUUGCAAACGUAAUAGUGAAGUAUGUAGAUAGUUUUUUUUUUCAUUUUUUUUUUUUCGUAUCUUUGUAAAUAGGUUGGAAGACCUUUAAUGGCGUUCGUUCUGCACUCAUUAGUCUCGAUUAGCUGUAGAUGAUAUGUUCGUUUGGAUUGUGGAUCAGAUUUUAUUCAUAAUAAAGAUUAAAGCGUCAUUGGCGUAUUUCGAAAAAUUCUCUCUUUUUUUUUUUUAAUUCAACACAUCGCGGUUUUGUUUCAGCGAAUAACAAUGUGGCUUAAAGGAACAUUUCUGGGAAAAAAAAAUUUUUUUUCAAACGAAUCCGUACUUUUUAUGUCCGUUAUAAUUCUGUAUAAUACGCAACUUUGUUGCACGACUUUGAAGUUUGUGAAAUCGGAUAUAUUAGUAAGGCUGUAAAAGUAAUCUUGAUUUAUAUUACUCCCAAUGGACCUUUACUGUUGUUAAGGAAGAUUUUCAUUCGAGUCUUGAUUCACUUUGUAAGAGCAUUUCCAAAAUCAGCCGCUGGGAGAAUUGUCUUGCGCGGUGAGCUGACUAUGUCAUUGUAAUUGGAAUUUGCCGUAGUAGUUUCAGGAUAUAUAAUCAUCGGUCAAUUACCACUAGAUAACGCCUCACAAAAAGAAAACACAAAUAUGACAUCGACUGACUAAUCUGACUACACCAUCAAAUGGAGAAAAACGAUGUAAAGGUAUAAUAAUUGUAACCCAAACUAUGCCUCGUUCCGAAGCAAUAAAGUGCAGCUUAGAUUGUUUUAACAUUCACUUACGACCUUACGCCAUGAAUGACAGAAAGAGAUAGAAAUUUACAAUAACUUUUGUUCCAAAUUCAACCUUAUGUCGUUAAUUAUAAAGCAGAGAAUUAAAGACACAGCGUUUUACUUACGCCAUUUUAAAUUUACGAUAUUAAGACUACUGCUCCGAACAGAGUUUUACGGAGUCGCGCUUCGUAGGUAGAUAGGAAAGGUCUAGCCUGUCUUCCCUUACAUCCAAGAUAACAUGGCUACACAACACACGGCUAUACCUACAAUAUAUGAAUUACAAUUCAUACAUACUCCCUCAGAAAUAACCUCCGAAAUCGUUGUGAAAUUUUAAAUCAAGCAAUCUUAUCUCAACGAUGGGCGAUUUUAUUAUAACCGGUAGGUGUAUAUAAUAAAUUGAAUGUCUCCUCUCAAAUGUAGGUACUCUGUUCCUACUAAGAUAACGUUCGUUUGUGUGUGUGUGUUUGAAUGGAUCGAUGGUGUGUUGCCAGCGCAAUAAAUAUUGACGUUUUGUUGUUGCAAAUGGUUCGGUCGAAGAAUGAGCAACGCAUAUGUGACAUGAGAUGUAUUCUAAUCUUUUAUAAACAUGAAAUGUCGCUACCAAGCAUCGGAGUUGUGACGGGCGAUAGCCACAAGCGACAUUACGGUUCUGGAAUGUUGGACAGUCCCCCGUCCUUCCCAAGUGGCCAAGCAGAAUCGGCAGUUUUACCUAGUAAUUACACAAAAUUACAUGCAAAAUUAACUUGAGAUUUAUUGCGCGGGCAUAAUCGUUUUUUUUUCUUUUUUUUUUCUUUUUAUAUAGCACGUAAGUAGUUUUAACAUAUUUCAAGUAAAUUAUUUAGUUUUUUCAAAAUAUAAUUUUUUUUGUUAUCUAGAAGUCGAUGGAUUUUAUUUUCUUUAUUAGUUUUUUUUUAUUUGACAAAUAUUUUUUCUGUAAAUAUAUUUACGGCCUGUUUCAUUGCACUGUCCUUUUGAAUGAAAACCUCAUUAGUCCUGAUGGAUUUUGAUCAUAAUUGUUCAUUAUCUAAAAAGAUAAUAUGAAAUGAUUUAAUUAUUUCAUUAACAUUGUAAUGAAGCAGGCCUGUAGAAUAACUAAAUAUUACGUCAUUUUCCAAGACGAUAAUGAUUUCUUUUAAAAUUCGUAUUUUUUGUCAUGUCACUUUGCAAACGCAAACAACAGUGUUGCCAGUAUUUUAUGAAUAUACAUUUUUAGUAUGUUUCGUUUCUCCUAAGGCAGAGGUUAUCUAUCCGCCUUCGUUUUGUGAAUUAAUUGUAGUAUUCAAUAUAGUCAGUUCACAUUAAAAUUUGUGAAGAUAACGAUAUUCCUUCUUUUUUUUUAAAAUAAUAUUCCGAUCUUAUGGCACUGUGGUGGGUGGAUGCAAUUAUGUCAUUGUUAUUUAAGUUUCUUUUGUAUUUUGACAAAAAAAAAAUAUAGAACUUAAAUAUCUUGA